GAAAUUUGUUUUUCCCUCACUAUUCAUAAACUACAGCAGAUAAUUUCAAAUUUGGAACUCAUCGAAGAAUAUCCGUUUGAUCAUCCGCCCAUCUGCCCGUCUAUCCAACUAUAUAAUAUUCGUGGUAAGCCCUCUCUCUCUCACAAAAAUGAAGAUAUCGCCUACAAAUUUGCAAAAGCAUUUGGGGAGCUUUCCGAAGAACACGCCUGUAACGCCCACGCCCCUACGCGACAGGAGCCUUCAUCUCAAAAAAUAAAAAGAAACCGCCUCGCCCCCUCCGCCACACAUUAUACCGCAUGAAAACUUAAUACUUUUACUUUUUUUGUCUUAUUUAGGAGAACGGGGAUGGAUAUAAAAGAUUCGGUCACGACCGAAUAUACUUUUUGCACUUGUUACUAUUACAGAUUUCAUCUAUCAUAACGUCAAGCAAAUGAAUAAAUUGUCAUUACUUCUCCUUCUAAGCGUUAUUAAGCUCAACUUAAUAACGGCUUGUAGUCGUAUACCUCUGGGGACUACAGCCGCCAAAUCACCAGUUGAUGACAAUUACGUAAUUACUAUAACCGGUAAUCCCGAUAGUUAUAUACCCGGUCAAAAAUACAAUGUCUCCAUUAUCGCUUAUAAUGAUCAAACAUUCAUUAGCUUCAUGUUGGGCUUGGAAAAUGAAAAUGGUGAUACCGUCAACUUGGAUGCGGUAGGAACAUUUGAAAUCAUUGAUUUAGCUGAAACUCGUUACAGCCCCCGUUGCGCAAAUUUAAUAGAGAAUACUAACACAAAUGUUAAAAGUCGUAUAGAUGCUGUUUGGGUCGCGCCUAUCGCCGCUGGAAUGGGUUGUGUUAUGCUGCGUGCCACUGUAGUACAGCAUCGGGACGUUUGGUUUAUGGAUGAUGGUUUCCUUACUAAACGGGUAUGUGAAGAAGAAAUUGAUGAUGUUGAUACGCAGCCAAGUAUUGUAGAUCCUUGUUGUGCCUGCGAUGAGGCCAAAUACGAAUUGACGUUUGAGGGUAAAUGGUCACGUCAUACUCAUCCUAAAGACUUUCCUGCCAAUAGUUGGCGCACACGUUUCAGUGACAUAAUCGGGGCAUCUCAUACUAUCGAUUAUCGAUUUUGGCAAUAUGGGGGUUUGGCAAGUGAAGGUCUACGCGAGGUAGCUGAGCACGGUUCUACCCGGACGCUGGAAAGUGAAUUAAAGGAACAGAGUGAUCAGAUACGUACGAUUAUUAAAGCACGCGGUAUAUCUUAUCCUAACGUUACGGGGAAAACAUUUGCUGUAUUUCGUGUAGACUCGCAGCAUCAUUUGAUAUCUUUGGUAUCCAUGAUAGAUCCUUCACCGGAUUGGAUUGUCGGCGUGUCAGGUUUGGAGCUUUGUUUGCCCAAUUGUUCUUGGAUCGAAAGUAAAAUGCAUAACCUAUAUCCUUGGGAUGCGGGCACCGAUAGUGGUCCUUCUUAUAUGUCCGCCGAUCAACCGCAGGUGCCUCCAGACGUGGUUAGACGAAUUAAGUCAAAUUUUCCCAAUGAUCCACGAUCACCAUUUUAUGAUCCUGAUGCAGCUCCGAUGAAACCCUUAGCCACCUUGUAUAUCAAUCGAAGACGUCUGUACGAGAAAACUUGCGAUAACACAGAAAAUGAAAAUGAUGCUCCCGAAUGUGCUACUAAUCCCUGGACACGCUGGGAUGCGUGCAGUGCUAAAUGUGGUCCGGGUAAACAAUAUCGCACUCGUGAAUUUAAAGAUCCGUUAAUUGCACGCAAGUUCAAAUGUCGCACAAAUCUGCGUGAAGAACAGGAUUGCGUAGGUCGUAAAUGUGAUUCGUUUGACGAAUCUGAGCCAAGUGAAAUUGAUUCGGAAGGAUUAAGCUAUCCUGGGUCAGGUCCAAAAAAUCCGGAAUGUGCCAUUUCCAAUUGGACCGAUUGGUCAUCAUGUUCCGCUACAUGUGGGGCUGGGACUAUGAUGAGAUCGCGCCAAUACCUAAAUCCCCGAGCAAAAAAAAAAUGUCAGAAAGUAACUCGAAUUCGUUUGCAAGAAACGAAGCGUUGCCAAGGCAUUGAUUGUGGCGGUGACAUCGAAAAUCCUGGCGGUGAUGGUAACGGCGAUUCGGAGACGGAUAACCAGAACACUAGAGCUUUAUAUGGCAACUUAGAUGAUAUUUAUCGUUAUAAUAAUUUCGAAAGUUACAGUCACCAACUAGAUGAUUAUAUACCACCCGAAUGCGGUGUGUCACACUGGUCCGAUUUUUCACCAUGUUUGGGCCCUUGUGGUCGUACAGGCACACGUCAGCGAGAACGUAAAGUAUGGAAAAAGGACGAGGUCUACGGAGUACGACGUCCCGAUUACGAUCCUAAAUUGGAUUCCUGCCGGCAUAUUAAGCGGAAAGAAGUAGUAAAUUGUACACUAUCAAGUUGCGAUGCGAUUGUCAAGCCUUUCUGCUAUGAAGACCUUCAAGUUAGUCCUUGUCGCGACAGUGAAGUAGCCAACUAUUGGUUUUAUGAUCACAUGAGUGAUCAAUGCGCGAUUUUUUGGGCCGAUAAAUGCGAUAAAAAUCGCAAUAAAUUCACGUCGAAAGAAGCUUGUGAAGAAACAUGUCAUUUGCCCCGUCAAAAAUCAGAGUUACAAGGCGAUGGUCUCAACAUGAAACCGACCAACUGCCUAGUCUCUGAUUGGGUAGGGCAUUCCUGUAAUGCUACUUGCGGUGAGGGUAUACAGAUUAAAACUCGUCGGGUUCUACGAUCGCCUAAAUAUGGCGGUAAACCAUGUCCCAAACAUUUGGUACGUCUAGAAAAAUGCUAUCAACGAUGUGAUGAUAUAUAUUCGGUCGGUGAUAUAAGCUACGGCAGCUAUAACGAAAGACGUCGUACUGGUCAUCAUUACCAUCAUCAACAGCAGCAAGACAAAGCCGAGGCCGAGAAAAACGAAUGUCGCUACUCUGAAUGGUCGGCUUGGACUCCGUGCACGGCCACUUGUGGAGAUAAUUCGUAUCGCCAGAAAACACGCACUCUCGUCAACACCAAUCUUAGUUAUAAAUGCAAAGACCGCGUACGAAUGGAAAAAUGUAAAAUGCUCCCUUGUCAAUUGAAUGACAACGACGACGGUGAUAAAUGGUAGAGCGUCUACCAUAUCUAAUUAGUUUGUACAACACAAAACAAUAAAAAAAGUAUUAAAAAAAU
Messenger RNA from Glossina fuscipes, 3159 nucleotides. RefSeq names its product spondin-1. Gene Ontology annotation, molecular function: serine-type endopeptidase inhibitor activity. The coding region runs from base 431 to 3097 and encodes 888 amino acids. Gene Ontology annotation, biological process: cell adhesion. NCBI's taxonomy places the organism in Eukaryota, Metazoa, Arthropoda, Insecta, Diptera, Glossinidae. The transcript is spliced from 5 exons. The record is from RefSeq and is a predicted model, not a curated record. Gene Ontology annotation, cellular component: extracellular matrix.